Fonsecaea nubica is the source of this 636-nucleotide messenger RNA. RefSeq lists its product as hypothetical. The transcript has a single exon. Lineage: Eukaryota; Fungi; Ascomycota; Eurotiomycetes; Chaetothyriales; Herpotrichiellaceae. The record is from RefSeq and is a predicted model, not a curated record. Gene Ontology annotation, cellular component: mitochondrial outer membrane. The coding region runs from base 1 to 636 and encodes 211 amino acids.
AUGGCGUACGUUCCGGGCCUUACGCUUCCCGCCUCCAUCUUCUCCAAUGCCCCCGUCUCGAUCCUUCUACCCCUCGGAUUGGGCUUGGGAUCUGGCCUUGUCUCUCAGCCUGGGAGACUCCGUCCUAAGAGAUUCUCAGACCCAGCGGCAACAGAGCUGGGAAAGUUCAGAACCGCUCAAGAACACUACAAGGCAAUAAAACAACCCCCUUUCAGACCCCCUCCGUGGGUGUACGCCCCGGCUUGGUCCGCACUCUAUAUACUCAUGGGGUAUGCGGCUCACCGGGUCUGGACGAUCGGAUUGGCAAGCCCGAGUCCACAGACAGUUGAAAACGCAAGAAGAGGGGCAACAUUGUACACGAUACAACUGGGCUUGAACUUGGUUUGGAUGCCUCUGUUUUUCGGUCUCGGCAGACCUAUUGAAGCCAUGCUCGAUGUGGUCGCCCUGACCGGCACUGUCGGCUACAUGACCUAUGUCUGGAACAAAGUGGACAAGUCUGCCGCAUACUUGAUGGCCCCGUAUCUCGCAUGGUUGGGAUUUGCAUCAUACCUGACCGCCGGGACCGGUCAUCUCAACGGAUGGACGAUCAAGCAUGAGCACGAGACCCAGCAAGAGACUGAGAAGACAGAUUCGUGA